Messenger RNA from Cornus florida, 1596 nucleotides. RefSeq lists its product as uncharacterized. Bases 748 to 1416 code for a protein of 222 amino acids. Lineage: Eukaryota; Viridiplantae; Streptophyta; Magnoliopsida; Cornales; Cornaceae. The record is from RefSeq and is a predicted model, not a curated record. The transcript has 4 exons.
GUGGCCGAAAGUUUUGAAAUGAUAACGAAUUCUCUUUAUUGAUUUAAUUGAAUUAAGUAAUUAAUUUAAGGAUAAAUUUCAUAAUAGUAAAAUCACAUUAUUCUUUUGUUCUCUUUUCUUUCAUUUCUUAUAUUUUUGAGAGGAUAGUAAAUGGCUACUGUUUAAGCUUUAUUUUAUCCCUCCCAAAACCCCCCUUUAGAAUUUACAAAAAUAAAAAUAAAAAAGUUACAAACUAGAAAAUACUUUAAUCCUUUUAUUAAUUUUAAGUCUUACUCUUCACUUCAAUGAACUCUUACGGGCUUUUACAUUUUGUUUUUGAGAGACUUGUUUAUUACCUAAUGAUUUUCAUAUUGUAUUAUCCAAUAUAUUGAAUUAAAAAAAAAAAAAAAAAAAAAAAACUACUUAAUUUAUUCAAGUUGCUAGAUAAUCUUCAGAAUCUACGUCACCCGAGAGAGACGGUGCAUGUACGCCUGUGCAGCACGACAUCAGAACAUUCCGUUACUCCAACCCAACGACUCUCACAAAAUCAGCUACUGUUAAAUAACGCGCGAACCGGUCCUAUGUCUUCUUUCUCUCUCUUCUCGGAGACUAAUCAGAGCUUUCUCAAAAUCGCCAUAGCAUCUACGACGUCGUCUGAAACCCAUUUUGCGACUCCUUUUUCUCUCUCGAUCGCCUAAAGAAUGUUCCAAUUGUUUCAUUGAUCGAUCGAUUGAUUGAUCAAUCGAUAUUAAGAGGAUUAAGGCCACAAUGUCGAUGCGAGGUCGUGCUUCGUUUGCGCUUCUCCCUUGUUUGAUCCUACUCAGUCGGAUUCCAGGAUUCAUAUCAUCAGCAAUUGUCACACUUGACUCUAUUGAAAUUUUUAACACUCAUGAGUGGCUAACAGCCGAUCCAACGGUUUACUUUCACUGUAAGAGGGAUCACAAGACUGACUUGCCAGAUGUGAAGAAAGCAAAUGUCUUAUAUUCCUUCAAGGGUGAAGAGUCUUGGCAGCCUCUGACAAAACUUAAGAAAGAAAAAUGCAAGCGAUGUGGGUUCUAUGAGAAGGACAGCAUUAAGUCAGAUGAUAUAUUAGAUGAAUGGGAGUUUUGCCCUUCUUAUUUUACUGACAGUGAUGGAAAAUACAACCAUUUCAAAGACAAGGAAUUCAAUGCUACAUUUUCGUGUCCAAACUGCGAAUCUCUUGGAAGUGAUUCUGAUCAUUCCUCUUCCGCGGGAGGGAAGGGAAUGCAUUGGGCUCUAGUGAUAGUGAUCAGCAUUGCAGUUUCAGCUGUCUUCAUUCUUGGACUGGUGGCGGGAUACAAGUAUUGGCAGAAGAGAAAGAGAGAGCAAGAUCAAGCCCGGUUCCUGAAACUGUUCGAAGAUGACGAUGACAUUGAGGAUGAAUUAGGUAUUGGCCCCAUUGGCAGUGUACUUUAAAAUUAACAUCUUUUGUUGCAUCAAAACCCCAUAUCAUAUGUAUAUGUAUAGUACCUUGGAUUGUAUAGUUCCUAUAGUUCUUUGUGCAAUUAUUUUUAAUGCGCAAAUGAGUGUGUGACAUAAAUAGUGUCCAAGUGUUGGUGGGAUUGAGUUUGAUACUGAGGCUUUAACCCAUCGUGG